Molecule: messenger RNA, 2610 nt
Organism: Colletotrichum spaethianum
Lineage: Eukaryota; Fungi; Ascomycota; Sordariomycetes; Glomerellales; Glomerellaceae
Product: vacuolar morphogenesis protein 7
Exons: 4
Coding region: 1-2610 (869 amino acids)
Biological process (GO): endosomal vesicle fusion; autophagy; intracellular protein transport
Cellular component (GO): cytoplasm; fungal-type vacuole membrane
Source: RefSeq, a predicted model, not a curated record
AUGCUUUCAGCAUUUACAGCUCGGCCCAUCAUUGAGCUAAAGCCGGGGGUAAAGUCCAAGAUCGAGACAAUCCUCGCGCAUGGCGAUCGCGUGUUCGUCGGCCUCAAUAAUGGUGUCCUUCGUAUCUACCGAGUAAACGAGCUACCGCCUCCAUCACCGACCAAGGCCAACGGCUCUCAGCCGGCCGCAACGAGUCCACCGGAAGCAACCGAUGAACCCGAGCCGCCCAACAAUCUGCUACGCGAAGUUGACAAGUUCUCGAACAGAGCAAUCGAACAGCUCGCCGUCAUUAAAGAGGCCAACACGCUUGUCUCGCUGUCGAACUACUACGUAUCGUUACAUGACCUCGGGACCUACGAGCUUCUCGAGACCCUAUCGCGAACCAAGAAUGCAACAUGCUUCGCUGUAACAUCAAAUAUUGUCAAGGAUGUAGCCACCGGAAUACCAGAGAUCAUUAGCCGCUUGGCGGUGGCAGUCCGUCGCCGGCUGCUACUAUGGAGCUGGCACGAAAGCGAGCUGGGCGCCGACGUGGGAGAAGUCAUGCUGCCGGAAUCGAUACGGACCGUGACAUGGGCCAGUGCGACAAAGAUUGUCUGUGGAAUGAACGCUGGAUACGUGAUGGUCGAUGUGGUUACCCACGAGGUCGAAGACAUCAAUAGUCCCGGCUCUGCUGCAUCGGGCGGACAAGUCAGUCGGUUUGGAGCUGUCAGCAGUGCGGGCAUGGGGUAUAUGGGUCUUGGAGGAUACAUGCCCAAGCCGCUUGCUGCAAAGUUGGCUGAAGGGGAGCUACUACUUGCCAAGGACAUCAACUCUAUGUUCAUCACCGACGAAGGCAAACCGGUUGAAAAACGACAAAUCCCAUGGCAAUCGGCUCCUGAACAGAUCGGAUAUUCUUACCCUUAUAUCCUGGCAUUACAACCUCCAUCCAAGGGCUCCCUUGAAGUGAGGAACCCGGAGACUCUGCAUCUGCUGCAGACCAUUUCGCUCCCGGGCGCGGCGCAACUACAUUUUCCGCCCCCUAACGUCAGUCUUGCCCAUGCGGGCAAGGGAUUUCAUAUAUCUAGUGACCGAUGUGUGUGGAAGAUGGGUGCUACCGAUUAUGACUCGCAAAUCGACGAACUGGUGGAAAAGGGCAAAUACGAUGAGGCCGUCAGCAUUUUGAACAUGCUAGAGGACGCUCUGCUUCAGAACAAGAAAGAGACUCUUCGGGAAGUCAAGAUGUUGAAGGCCGAAUCUCUUUUCAAGCAAAAGAAGUACUACGAUUCCAUGGACCUUUUCAACGAAGAUGACGUUCAUGCGCCGCCUGAGCGAGUCUUGAAACUUUUCCCGCCUUCCAUCGCUGGAGAGAUGUCUGGCUGGGCGCACGGUGCGCAACCAGAUGAAUCAAGCAGUGACGAGAAGGAACAGGAAGACGAGUCUCAGGAGAAGGCAAACGGCGAGAAGUCUGUCAAAGAGGAUACAUCAGCAACCCCUACGUCACCCGCGAAAGGGGGCGUUGGCUUUGCCAAGCUGUUCAUGGGACACCGAAAGGCACCGCAAUCAGACGCCGUCUCGAUAAUGUCUAAGAAGGACACGGUAGAUGUCGAGGAGACCGGCAGUACUCGAAAGAAGCCUGAUGAUAAUCAACCUCUUGAAGGGGACGACCUCCGGGACGCUGUCAGGUCUUUAGCUGGCUACCUUGUUGGAACAAGAACACGCUUGCAACGGGUCAUUGAUCCGAGUACUGGCAAGCUGAAGAGAUCGGACACAAACGGAUCUACUGAAGAGGCAAUGAAAAGUUUCAUGUCGGGAUCACACUUCGAAGAAUCGAGCAGCCAGCUUGAGGGAGAGAUCCGAAGGACUUCGAGGAUCGUCGACACAGCUUUGUUCCGAAGUUACAUGAUGACCAGCCCCUCCCUGGCUGGUCCACUAUUUCGCCUUCCGAACUUCUGCGAUCCAGAUGUUGUCAACGAAGCGCUACUCGCUCACAGUCGAUACAACGAGCUGGUAGACUUCUUUAGUGGCAAGAAGCUUCACUCUCAGGCACUGGAACUCCUCAAACGCUUUGGAACUGCCCAGGGACCCGACGAAGCCGCUCCGGGCCUACACGGUCCUCAGCGGACUGUGACCUAUCUGCAGGCGUUACCACCGUCCGAAAUCGACCUCAUUUUGCAAUACUCUGAAUGGGCUCUAAGAGCAGACCCAAAAUUGGCCAUGGAGAUUUUCAUUGCCGACUCCGAGAACGCCGAGACCUUGCCUCGUGGUCGGGUCGCACGCUUCCUUGGAGGAAUUGAUGCUAGCCUGGAGGUUCAAUACCUGGAACAUAUCAUCAGCGAGCUCGACGAAUCGACACCGGAAUUCCACAACCGUCUGGUCGAACUCUUCAUCAAACAAUUGAAAGACAAGAAGCGGGAUGACGAAUGGGAGGCAGAAAUGAGCCGCUUCGUGCGUUUCCUCAAAACCAGCAGCCAGUACAGCCUCAUCAAGGCAUUCAGUCUCAUCCCACGCGAUGAUCCCGCCUUUUACGAAGCUCAGGCCAUUGUUCUGAGUAGCAUGGGCUCGCACAAGCAGGCUCUGGAGAUAUACGUGUUCAAGAUGAAGAAUUACGCCAAAGCAGAAGAGUGGGUUUGA